Molecule: messenger RNA, 499 nt
Organism: Dermatophagoides pteronyssinus (European house dust mite)
Lineage: Eukaryota; Metazoa; Arthropoda; Arachnida; Sarcoptiformes; Pyroglyphidae
Source: RefSeq, a predicted model, not a curated record
GCCAAUCAGUUUACCUGUGUUAAAAUUUGAAUUUGAUUUGAAAAAAAGAAACAACCAAACCGAAAAACACCAAAAACAAAGCAAAACCAAAAAACAACAAUGCCCGAAAAUAAUCUAAUCGAAUUGAUGGCACAAGCCGAUUCAUUACGUAUGAUACAACCAGAAGGAUCAUUUGAAUGGUUUGAUGAAAUAUUACCAAAAGCCAGAAAAUUAUUACAACAAAUUCAACGUGAACAAACUAUUGAUCCGGAUUGUAUGAAAACGAAAAUAUUUAAUCAAGUACGUGAUUGUUGUGAUACAUUAUCCAAUUGGAUUAGACAAUUAGAACGUACACGUGAUGAAUUGGAAAAACAAAAAGGUCAAAUACUUAAAAAUGAAAUGAAUCGUUUAUCAAUACAUAAUGGUGCAUAUAGUUCGUUUCGUGGUUUUUUUGGCAAAUAAUCUUUCUUUAUUGAUCAUCAUCACCACUAUUGCCAACGACAAUGUUUUUUUUAAAAAG